AGUGAAUUGAGUCGACGAGUGACUCAUAUUUCAAACUAUUUUUGAAAUAUUAGAUUCGAAUCACAGUUGAAGUGAUUAUUGGAUCCAAUGUUUGACCGAUGAAUGUGUGAACUCUUCGUCACUUCAAUCAGAUCCCAAUAUUUGGCGAAUCGAUUGAAUCAAAUCCCUUCUAAUGGACCGAAAGAGUGGUGACAUCGAUGUGGAGGACGUGUACGACUUGGCGGCUGAGAUCGGCGACGAGUUCCAGAAGGUGAUAGUGUCGGGCGGAUCCGAUUCGGUGAAGCACUUGAUGCCGAAAGUGAUCCGAGUGUUGGAACACUUGGAGAUGAUUACCAUUCUUAAGGAGGACUUCGACUCGAAGUUGGAUUCACUGAAGCACUCGGUGUUCGAGUUGGAGAGCGAACGCCGCGACAGAGCUCUUCGUCUCGACAAAUACGAGCUCGAAAUGGAGUCCAUUGAAGACAACUGGAGGAAAGAGAACCUCCAGUUGACUCAAUCCGUGUCUCAAUUAAGGCAUCAAAACCUGAAACUCAGUAAUCGUCUCCUCGAUAGCCAACAGACACUCUCCCAGUCUUUGACAGAUCUGCAAAAGAGGGGACAAAUGGAAAUCGAUUCCGAGAUCUUAGCGUUGAAAGAGUCGAUCCGAAGAAGUGAACAAAAAGUCAAUUCCAUUACUAAAGACAUGGAAUCGAAGAAUAUUGAUAUCGAAAAACUUUCGGAUCAAUUGGAAGAAGUGAUGCAACAAAACCGAGAUCUGAGACGAAGAAUGAAACACAAUAAGUAUCAAAUGCUGCAGUUGUCCGAAGCCAGAGCUGAUCCCAACUAUAAAGACCUGAUGGGAAUGUCUCAACACAUUCUCGUGGCAAACAAUGAUGACUCGGAUCUGUUUAACGAACAAAAGCCGUUCACUUUGAGUGAAAUGAGAGAAAUUCUUUUGGAGAGAAAUUAUCUGAAAAAGCGUUUAAACGAAUUGGAAGAAGAAGUGAAACGUUUGAAACCACCGGAGAUUAAGCCAAAGGAUAUUGAAAAUGAUUUACCAAACGAGAGGAUAAGCUUUGAAGACCUGCCCGUCGAGGGACCCAUUAAUCGGGAACCGGAGGACAAACUCUACCCGAGAAAACAUUCGCAAAAUAGUAUCCUUCGUUUGUAA
Medioppia subpectinata is the source of this 1150-nucleotide messenger RNA. NCBI's taxonomy places the organism in Eukaryota, Metazoa, Arthropoda, Arachnida, Sarcoptiformes, Oppiidae. The record is from the annotation of a GenBank genome assembly.